Messenger RNA from Aspergillus ochraceoroseus IBT 24754, 1152 nucleotides. RefSeq lists its product as uncharacterized. Gene Ontology annotation, molecular function: O-methyltransferase activity. The record is from RefSeq and is a predicted model, not a curated record. The coding region runs from base 13 to 1152 and encodes 379 amino acids. NCBI's taxonomy places the organism in Eukaryota, Fungi, Ascomycota, Eurotiomycetes, Eurotiales, Aspergillaceae. The transcript is spliced from 4 exons.
GCCUCACUCAGCAUGGAUGCAAUCUUCAAGCAGAUCAAGGAGGAGUAUGCCAAGAGCGACGAUAAUGGCAAAAGACAAAUCCAGGGAUAUAUCCGUGAGCUUCAAGUCGGCUUCUAUUCCGACUGGGAUGUGGUUAUGCGGUUGAGCAGCGGCCCGCUGCAGGUCGCCCUGGCCAAAGUUGCAAUUGACUUGGGUAUCUUUCGUACUUUGAAAGAGAGUGAGACGCCGGUAACCCUGGCACAAUUCGUGGAAAAGACCGGCGCUUCACCCAGGCUCCUCGGCCGUAUUCUGCGCACUCAGGCUUCGUUUGGGCUCAUCAAGGAGACGGGUCCCCAAGAGUACACCUCCAGUGCGUUUACGGAUGUCUUCGUCAAUCCCGACGCGGCCGGGGCCAUUGCUCAGCUAUUCGAUAUUUCGGGACCCUGCACGCAAAUCCUGCCGGACUAUCUUGCGGAGAGGAAUUACCAAGAUAUCACCUCCAACAAGGACUGCGUUUUCCAAAAGGCCUUCAACACUGACGUGACCAUGUUUGAAUGGAUGCCCCAGUAUCCUAAACACAUGCAAUCUCUGGGUCAUUUGAUGGCACUCAAGCGCCCGGUCGUCUGGGUCGACUAUUUCCCAGUCCUGGAAGAGCUGGGCGACUUUCCUGGCCCUGACAAGGCUCUGAUGGUCGACGUCGGCGGCGGGUUCGGUCAACAAUCCAAAGCCCUACGGGCCAAGUUCCCCAAUCUGGCUGGUCGGGUCAUUGUCCAGGACAUUCCACAAACCCUGGCUGGAGCUCAACCGGCCGAAGGCGUCGAGUUUAUUGCGCACAAUUUCUUCGAGCCGCAGCCGAUCCAGGGUGCAAAAUUCUACUAUCUGCGCCAUGUCUUCCACGACUGGCCCGAUGAGCAAUGCGUGCAGAUCCUCAAGCAGAUUAUUCCGGUAAUGGGUCCGCACUCGUGCAUCUUGAUCGAUGAAGUCGUCAUUCCGGCGGUUGGGGUGCCAUGGCAGGCGGCCUUCAUGGAUAUCCUCAUGAUGGACUCGCUCGGAGGUGUUGAGCGGACGCGAGCGGAAUGGGACAACUUGAUGGAGCAGGCAGGGCUGAAAAUCAUCAAGUCCUAUCAGUAUGACGGGAUCGAGCAAGCCAUUAUGAUGGCAGUUCGUAAAUAG